Molecule: messenger RNA, 225 nt
Organism: Coniophora puteana RWD-64-598 SS2
Lineage: Eukaryota; Fungi; Basidiomycota; Agaricomycetes; Boletales; Coniophoraceae
Exons: 1
Source: RefSeq, a predicted model, not a curated record
CCAGAGCCUGGCAUUCUUUGGCUCUCCGGGGAGUCUGGAUCGGGCAAGUCCUCCGUCGCCCACACGUUCGCUGACAGUUUGCAUUCGAAAGGCAAGCUCGCUGUCACUUUCUUCUUCUCAAGGAAGGACAUCGAUCGUCGGAACCUCAAUCGAUUCUUUGUCACUAUAGGAUACCAGCUCGGGUUGGCCCAUCCUCGCGCCAGAGAGGUUGUCAUCAAAGCUAUC